UGUCUGUGUUGUAUGUCUGUACCAUCAGGUGCUGAUAUGUGCUCAAGAUGAGUGGCCUGGGGGAGAACUCCUUAGAGCAGCUGUGCUCUGACCGGAAGCGCAAGCUCUCCACCUGCGAGACGCCUGGCCUGGGAUGCGACAAGCGCCGGAGGGAGCAGGAGAGCAAGUACAUCGAGGAACUGGCCGAGCUGAUCUCAGCUAACCUCGGCGACAUCGACAGUUUCAACGUAAAACCGGACAAGUGCGCCAUUCUCAGGGAAACAGUGCGGCAGAUCCGGCAGAUCAAAGAACAAGGGAAAACCUGCUCUAGCGACGAUGACGUCCAGAAGGCCGACGUCUCCUCCACGGGCCAGGGAGUCAUCGACAAGGACCACCUGGGGCCGCUUCUGCUGCAGGCCCUGGAUGGCUUCCUUUUCGUGGUCAACCGGGAGGGGAGUGUGGUGUUUGUGUCGGACAAUGUGACUCAAUACCUGCAGUUUAAGCAGGAGGAGCUGAUUGGCACCACCGUCUACAACAUCCUCCACCAGGAGGACCGUGAGGAAUUCCACAAAAACCUGCCCAAGUCCAAUGCAAACGGCGUGUCCUGGGCGGGUGAGGCUCCCCGGCAGAAAAGCCACACGUUCAACUGCCGCAUGCUGGUGAAAUACAGUCACGGCCCCCCUGAGCAGGGUCCCGAGAGUCCCCCCCGGUACGAGACCAUGCAGUGCUUCGCCCUCAGUCAGCCCCGUGCCAUGAUGGAGGAGGGGGAAGACCUGCAGUCGUGCAUGAUCUGCGUGGCGCGCCGCAUCACUGCCGUGGAGCGUUCGGACACCUUCGAGACCCGGCAUGAACUUUCAGGAAAUCUGGUCCAUAUUUCCCCCGGCACUCUGCGGACCUCAAUGCGACCCGGCUGGGAUGACGUUCUGCGUCAGUGCCUCCAGAUGUUCCUGUACCACAGCGAAGGCCAGCCAUGGUCCCACAAGCGCCACUAUCAUGAAGCAUACAUGCAGGGCCAGGCAGAGACCCCAACGUACCGCUUCACCUUGGCGGAUGGUACCAUGGUAGCAGCGCGAACCAAGAGCGUUUUAUGUCGCAGUCAGAUGACCAAUGAGCCUCAAGGAUUCAUCUCUACCCACAUGCUGCACCGGGAGCAGAAUGGCUACCGCUCUGUGCAGACUGCCAUGAGGCCACAGGGCAUGGGAAAUGCCAACACAGAGACCCAGAUGAACAUGCCCCCUGUAGGUGGCCCUGGCAUGAGUAUGAACCGGGGCUAUGGCAUGAACGAGGGCCAGAUGGGCGGAGUCAUGUACGGCAGUGGUGGAAACCGAAUGAUGCAGAUGAAUCAGAUGCCGCAGAUGAAUCAGAUGCCGCAAAUGAAUCAGAUGCCGCAGAUGAAUCAAAUGAACCAGAUGAAUCAAAUGAACCAGAUGAACUCAAUGAGUCAAAUGAAUCACAUGAAUCACAUGAGCCAGAUGAACUCCAUGAAUCCCAUGAACACCAUGAACCAGAUGAAUUCGGUGAAUCCAGCAAGUCAGAUGAAUCUGAUGAAUCAGAUGAGUAAGAUGAACCAAGCCGGCAUGUCACAGCAGCAGCAGCAUCAGCUGCCCCCCUUUCCGGGUGGGGGGUAUGGCUUGGGCAUGAACAGCCCCUCCCAAAGCAGCCCUAGUAUGAGUGCUCCCCAGCCCAGCUUGAUGAUGUCCCCAAGAAUGCGUGGAAGUCCCAAAACUGGAGCCAGCCAGUUUUCGCCCGGAGGUCUCCACUCCCCCUUAGGCCCGGGCAGCACUGCUGGUUCUGGUGGCUUUUCCAGCAGCUCCCUCAACGCCCUCCAGGCCAUCAGCGAGGGGGUGGGCAGCUCGUCGCUGACCCCACCCACCCACAGGCCCGAUGGCUCACCUGGCACCGGUGCCUCCCCUCCACAGCAGAGCCGGGCUUCCAGGAGCCCCGAACCGCACCCCAGUGCCCCGACGCCCCCUCCAGGGCCCGACGGCCAGGCAGCCCAGCACCGAGAGGGCAGUGAGGCAGCACCAUCCAGUGCGGAAGCUCCAGCCAGGCGGCUGCCGGACAGCAAGGGCCAUCGAAAGCUGUUGCAGCUUCUCACCUCCCCUACUGAGGAUCUCACCAUGACAGGAGCUGCAAGCCCCCCCUCUGCCUCAGUGUCCUCCUCCUCCUCAGCUGGGGCUGGGCCGCCGGGUCAAGGUGGCACCUCCUCUUCCUCCUCUGCCGCCACCACUGGCCCUUCUGCCCACUUUAACCACCCCCUGCAGGAGAAGCAUAAAAUUCUCCACAAGCUGCUCCAAAAUGGGAACACCCCCGAUGAGGUGGCCAGGAUCACCGCUGAGGCCACGGGGAAGGCCAUGGGUGUGCAAGACCCGGGGGGAGCAGAGUCGGGGCAGGGAGGUGUGGCUGGGGUGGGAGGUGUGAAACAGCAGGAGCAGCACAGCCCUAAGAAGGAGAAGCCCCAUGUGCUGCUGCACUACCUCCUCAAGGACGAUUCCAAAAAGACGGAGCCCAAGCCCAAGAUGGAGGAGCAGGAGAACAAGGCCGGCCCAGUCCCCGAGGGCCAGGAGGGCAAGAUCAAAGCUGAACCUCCUGAUGAGUUGGAGUCAAUCCUGGGGGGUCUUGGAGGGUCAGGCUCUGGCUUCUUCCCAGAGACCUCUGGAGGAGGGAGCGAAGGAGGGAGCAAGCAGGCCAGCUGCACCGACAACAGCCACGAUGCCAGGAGUCCAAGUAUGGUCUCAGGGUCUCGAGCUCCAUUCCAGAGAGCCCUGUCUAUGGACGCAAAGCCCGCCACAGGCGCAGGUCUGCCGGGUCGCCGUAGCGCCCCCUGUCCCGGACCUAUCAAACAGGAGAGUGCAGAUGGUGUGGGCUCCAUGGGCGGGGCUGAUGGUUUCCCCGGCAACGCAGGAUUGAUGAACAGGGGGAUGGGGGGUCCCCAGCGAUCACCCAUGGGAUCCUCAGUGGACUGGGGCAUGCCGCCAUCUAGUGGCAGUCCAGUGGGUUCUGCUGGUCACCCAUCCAUGCAACGACCUGCCAUGGACUACACCCCCAAGGGCAUGAUGGGAGGAGGGGCCCUGGUCGGACGGUCCAAUAGUGUUCCUGCCACUCGCUCAAUGCUGCAGCAGCAGCUGAUGGACAUUGGUCCAGGUGAUGGCAACAUGGGUUUGAGUCCCUUUGGACCACAGGGUGGCCCCAGUCCCUCCCCUUCCUGGCCAGAUGGACCAAUGGGAAUGGAGCAUGGUGUGCAGAGCAGUCGGGGAAGGCGUCAUUUUGGCAACCCACUGGAAGACCUCCUAGUGCCCCCUAGCGGCGGCGAGGGCCAGAGUGAUGAGCGAGCUCUUCUGGACCAGUUGGACUGUCUCCUGAAUAACACGGAUGUGAUGGCGCUGGAGGAGAUUGACCGUGCGCUGGGCAUCCCCGACCUCGUCAGCCAGGGUCAAGGGUCAGAACAGCCAAUGGAGCCCUUCCCUGGCCAGGACUCGCCUGCAGUGAUGGAGCAGAAGCCGCCGUACGGCCCGGGCUACCCAGGCGGCCCUGGUAUGCCCAUGCAGGCCGCCUACGGGGGCGGCCCGGCGCCCGGCCAGCCGCAGGGUUUCGGGCCGGGCAUGGGUGGCAUGGCAGGGCAGGGCGGCUUCCCUGGGGCAGGCGUGCACCCCCGUGCUGGCAUAAUACGGCCUCGCAUGAUGAGUGCCACCAAGCCACUGCGCCUGCAACUGCAGCAGAGACUCCAGGGACAGCAGUUCAUGAACCAGACCCGGCAAGGCCUGGCCAUGAAGAUGGAGGGCCCCACCGCAGGAGGCCCUGGGCUCCGGGCCGGCAUGCAGCCUGGCAUGGGCGGCCAGGCCGGCUUCCUGAAUGCGCAGAUGGUGGCGCAGAGGAACAGGGAGGUGUUGAACAUGCAGCUGCGCAGGCAGAGGAUGAUGAUGCUCAUGCAGCAACAGCAGCAACAGCAACAACAGCAGCAGGCCGCCGCCGUCGCAGGGGGGUUCAGCCCCCCACCCAACGUCACAGCCCCCCCAGGGAUGGACCACCCCAUGGCGGGGCCCCCUAUGAAUCAACCAGGGCAGCAGCAGCAACAGCCACCCUACCCAUAUGGGGGAAACUAUGGUAUGAGCCAGCAGGGGGAGCCAUCGUUCGCCCAGUCGGCAGGCAGCCCACCCAGGAACAUGAUGCCCGGUCACAUGGGCCCUGGGCAGAACCCCAUGAUGCAGCAGCACCCCCAGGGAGGUUCCAUAUACCAGGCAGCUGACAUGAAAGGCUGGCCACCGCAAGGGGGCAUGGUCCGCAGCAACUCCUACCCUCAGCAGCAGUUCGGCCAGCAGGGGAACAUGUCGCCCUACGGUGGCAUGAUGAUGAACGGCUCCAUGCCCAGCGGCGGGGGCGCCGGCGCUGCCAACAUGGGCCAGAUGCCGGGCCAGAUGGGCGUGAACCCUAUGGUCAUGGGCAGGAUGCAGAUGGGUCCCGAACAAAAGUACUGUUGAUGCCCCCAGCACGCAUGGGAGGAAACCUCACUGUGAACCCAGCAGAGACCCCAGUGGUGUCUGGGUGCUUCACAAGGCCUGCUUGUGGGCGGGGCUACAUCUGGAUGCCGCCUCUUUGUAGCCGGGACAGCCCCCCCCUCACCCUCAGCACAUCGGCUGCUGAGCGAAAGCUUCUGUAAAUGGGACAGACUGUGUGGUGCAAAUGCUUUUAGCCUUUGAUCCUCAAGAUCUAUUUAUUUACCUGUCGGUGGGUGAUCUGGGGGAAAAGGAAGUUCGCUCUUCUGCAGGACGGAGGUGGCCCCACCUCUGCCUGCAAUGCGUAGAACACGUCUUGGUCCUGCGAUGAAGAGGCUCUGUUUCACAUGUACAAAAGUGUAGCAGUCAUGCAGUGUGUAGUCUUCACUGUGCAGAAACGCUCUUUGCUUUGGCCCCCGAUGGGCUACGGUACAAACAAAAAAGAAUUAACGUUUUAGUGGUGAUUGCACUUUACAGAAAGGCUAAUGUUGAAAGGAUUGUUGCAAUAUUUCUUAGUCAUUAUAGCCUUAUUCAAGAAUCUUUUUAAACAGGACUUUAAUAAUAAAAAAAAAACGUAAUGGCAAGUAAGCACAGAUAUUCCUUUUAUUAUGCAGUUUUAAGCAAUAAACUUUCCUUCUAUGCUUGUAGACUGAUAGAAAUGGAGAAUCAUCAAUUCAGAGCAAAGGUACUGCAGUAUUAGAUGUGAUGUCAAAUCUGGAAUUUUCCUGUCUGUGAAUAUAGAUUGUAAAUACGCUUGAAAUGUAUAUCUGCUUUUGUAGGUAACAUACUGUUUUUGCACAAAUUGUAAUGCUUAAUAUUUAAAGUAUACUUUUCUUAUUCUAUUUCUUUUAGGUCAAUUCAGCUUUUAUUUGUUGUUUUUUUUUUGCUUGGGAAAAAGUGAGGGGGGUGUAUUAUUCCUAUUUUGAUAUUUGACUUAUUUCUCAGCGGUAAAUCAGCCAUCUUUUUUUGAGAACUGCACUUUUAUUUCUAAACUGUUUCCCCCAUUUCUGACAAAACAGCCUUGAUUUAUAAAGUGGUGCUUCUUCUUAUGUUUUGAUUUUAAAUUGUUCACUUUUAAAAACAAAGAUUCUAAACACAGCAGCAUGAAAAGGGAGAGGGUGAGUUCCGCCUGCUGCCUGUAGGAAGAUGAUCUCUGAAAGUGCUCUCCUGCACAGUUACAAACUCUCUCACGCCGUUUUGUUCAAACGUCAUUCACCUUUUGUCAUGUGGGCACAGCCCUGAGGUAAAAUCCAUCGUCCCUGUACAGAUUCAUCGAGCUGCAAAAACAACUGUCCUGAAAGAAAUAUGGGAGUGGAGGGUGUUAACGGAACAGCCAGGACUCUGCCAGACCAAGGACAACUUAGUCCUCUCAGUCAUCUUGUUUGUGAGUAAGGGUACAACCUAAUACUACAGCAGAGACUAGGACCAGCUUUGGGGCUGCGGCUGUCUUUUAAUGGGUAAGAAGCCAGAGGCAAAGGCAGAGCCGUUGCAGUACCUAAGAGGGAAUAUAAGGGGCGCUGGCCAACUGUUCCCCAUUAAUUUCAUUUGGUCAGAUCUGCACAAUCCAAAGACUCCCCAGAUAUAUUCCGCCUCACCCUGUAGUCACAUGUUGAUAGGCACCUGGAGAUGCGUAUCUCACACAAACACAUUUUGUAUUGUAUAAUAUUUACAAGAAAACACCAGGUUCUGAUCUGCAGAUAAGUGUAUGUUUAUUUUAAUCUCUUUAACAGCUGAUGGCCAGUGGGUGACUUUUUGUAGCAUCACGGGGAAAUUGUAAUUUUUUUUCCAGACUAUUUGAUAAAGGGGGUCAAUGCGGAUACAAGUACAAUUAAACUGACUAGGAGAAUUAUCCAAAUUAAAUGUUUUAGACAAAUCUGUCUUUGUGUAACUCGAUGUUUUCCAGGGGAGAAACCGUUUUUUUAUUUUUAUUUUUUUUUUUUAGUUGACUGAUGGUAAGAAUCUACAAAUUCUUUAAUUACUUCAUGAAAUUGUCUAGAUUUUUGUCUUGGUGAAGUGAAAAAAGGAUAAUAUCCAGCACAACAUUGGUCUGUGCUAAUGUCUUUGAUUCUUGAGAUUUGAAAAAGCCAAGUUUUCAUUUGGCGUUGUCUUGGUUAAAUAAAAAAAAGCAAUUGAAUAUGUUGUCAUAAUACCAGGAUGUAAAUUACAAUUGCGUUUGUUCUCUUGUUCCUUGAUGUUAAUAUUGAUGUAAAUACAAAUUUCUAUUUAAAUGUU
Brienomyrus brachyistius is the source of this 6704-nucleotide messenger RNA. RefSeq names its product nuclear receptor coactivator 3-like. The transcript has 21 exons. Gene Ontology annotation, cellular component: nucleus. Bases 48 to 4457 code for a protein of 1469 amino acids. Lineage: Eukaryota; Metazoa; Chordata; Actinopteri; Osteoglossiformes; Mormyridae. Gene Ontology annotation, biological process: positive regulation of transcription by RNA polymerase II; cellular response to hormone stimulus. Gene Ontology annotation, molecular function: nuclear receptor binding; protein dimerization activity. The record is from RefSeq and is a predicted model, not a curated record.